This is a messenger RNA of Orbicella faveolata, 5303 nucleotides long. RefSeq lists its product as uncharacterized. Gene Ontology annotation, molecular function: protein binding. NCBI's taxonomy places the organism in Eukaryota, Metazoa, Cnidaria, Anthozoa, Scleractinia, Merulinidae. The record is from RefSeq and is a predicted model, not a curated record. Gene Ontology annotation, cellular component: cytoplasm.
GUUUUGUAUUUUUAUAAUAUGACGGACACUUCAUAGGGUUGGUAUACAAAAAUUUGGCCAGGCAGGUUGGCAGGAAUACAUUAAGACGAGAAAGCCUUUCUGAUCUAGUAUAGACCUGUCUGAACUGUACACUGUUCUGGUGUCUAAUUAUAUAUAGAAAAAAUAGAUUAUUAUUCAGCGUGUUUCACAGUUUUUCGCUAAAUAUGUACACUAACCCUGCCCUCGAGAUACAAGAACAAUGUUAGAGCCUUCGGUUAGUUUCCAGCUUACCAGGCAGCGGCCUUUACUCUAGAUUAUGCGCAGUGACCAUGACAACUUUCAAUAAUUACUCACAGAAGGCUAGAGAAAAAGUAACGAAUUUACGCUGUAAACAUCUAGAUAUGUCUGAAUGGAAGAUAGCAGCAUCGAGGACGUGAAAGUAUUGGCUUCAGAUUGGGUGAAGAGAAUGCAAAACUCUGUUCCAACUCCUAAUGAUGAUCUCAGGAAUUAUGGUGUCGUCAGAGCUCGUUUCGGCUCAAACGAUGAGCGAAUGCUCCGGAGCCACGAUUUUUGCGAAGAAAAUGGGAAAAUAGAUGACUUUAAUUUGCAUCUGACAAAUACAGCACGUGCCGGCUCUACUGAUUCUCCAAGACAGUUGUCUGUCGAUGCAGGAAGAGGUAGAGAUGUUUUCGAACAAUAUGACACAUCGUUCGAACGCACGUCCAAACAAUCGAACAGCGCUCACUCGUCCAGAACAACUGGCGGGCGAGAGGAGAUUUUAACAAGAGAAGCAAGCUCCAAUGUCACUCCAAGAGUAGAUGUGUCGUUCUUACGCCAAAAGCGUUUGGCUUUUUUCGACGAUAAACUGAGAUCGCAAGAAGAAGGGGAUAUAUUGCACGACAAGAAUAGCAAUAUUUUGACGAAAAUCGCUGUGAACCACUCGCGACCCUCCGAAGCUCACAGCUCUUCCAGCAGCGAAGAAUUUGAUUUCUCGUUAUUAAGGAGCAACGGCUUUGCAGCCCAAGAGUCAUCAGACCAAAUGUACGGGUUGCAAUUGGCAGAGACACCUGUCCCGUCUCAUUUUAUAAAUGGCAGUGAUCACGACAAUUGCGUUAAAUAUCCGUGCAUGUCUCCUCGGGUACGUGUUCCUGAUCAUGAACCUGACGAAGAAGACAUCAAACUCGAGCUCUGGGGAUUAAAAGAGGCUGUACAGUCUGGAGAAGUUGAUUUAAAUGCAUAUUUAAAGAAACCAGCGUGGAGAGAUCAGAAUGUUUCAGACUCUACAACUUACAUGUACCGCCGGCUUGGAAAAGAGAAUUGUGAUAUGCAGUCUUCUGAGGAACUUCCAAGAAAUGGGUUUGAUCCAUUACUGCAUGACAAGACUAAGCCUGUCAUAUUACCUGACAGUGGUGGCUAUAAGCAAUCUCACUUUCAUUCCGUUGUUAACGAAAGUGGAAAGAUCUGGAAAGAAAUUAGUGAUGAUGUUGAUGAUGGAUAUUUUUCAAAGGAACAUAGAACUUCUUUUUCCCCUGUUUUUCAUAUGCAAGAAGGUUCCCAUGUCUUUAAUGGUCCUGAGCCUCAGAUAAAUGGCCCACUGUAUUCUGGUUUUGAAACAUCAGAUUCUGAGAGCAGUUUGUUGAGUUUUGGUUCUAAGUGUGAUGACGUUCACUACCGGAAGGUCGUUAAAAAACAAGAUUCUCCUGUUGUUGAUAAAAGGUUAAGUCAGAGGACAAAUGUACUUUCUGCUAGCAAGAAGAAAGAAAACAAAAUCAAACCAAAAAGAAGCAAAGAUAAAAUUCUGAUGGAACUGACUGAAUUUAUAGAAGGCUCAGGAACUCCAAAAGACGUGAAGCAUUCAAGGCAAAGUACCAGGAGUAAUGAUGUAGCAAAAGUUAAUAAUGCACAUGUACAAGAAGGCAAUGCAUUAACUACAGUCUUAGGAGAUCACUUGCAUAAUGGUUUUGCAGAAAGAGCUGAUGCAGUGAAUUUAAAUGGGAAUUCAUCAUACAUGUAUAAAACCAAUGUUUGUGAUAAGAAUGUUGUACAGUCAUGUGAUGAUUACAAUCAGAGAAGAGAUGGUAGAAUACUUGAAGAGAAUCAAGGGAGUGUUAUGGGAAAAAUUUGCCCAAAGUGCAGUGAAGUGAACAGUAAAGCUGCUAAUUGGUGUAUUGAGUGUGGGACAGCACUUGUUUGUGUCAAGGCAUCUUGCUUAACACCACGACAGCAAAAUCACUUUGAGAAACAGUGCCUAGAGACACAAGCCUUAAUAAAGGAAACAUUAAAAACACCCAUGAAUUUAUCACAGGCCUUGCCAUAUGAUAAAGCUGCUAAAGAAGAACGGUCACUCAGUAAUGACAUUUCAAAUCUCUCUUUACAAGUUUCGCAGAGCACUAGUAAUUUAGAGGAGUCAAAGUACUCCUCAAGUCCCCAUGGUUACAAACGGCGUUGGAUGCGUUCAAGCAUUGCUUGGAACACCUUCCACUCCAGUGAACUCUCAAAAAGUCCUUCUUUUGUUAAAGAGCAUGAUCAAAUGAAGGACAAGAAAAGAGCAACUUCUUUCUCAGAUCUGGUGACUCAUUCCUCAACUGACAAAGCCAACAAACACAGGAGAAAUAGUCGAAGCAAAUCUGCUAGACAAAGAACAGUCAGCUGCAGCUCAGUUGGUCCAGAUGAAGAAGCAACCAGUGCUUGUGGAAGAUUGACAAUCGAAGACCACAAACGUCCACAGACUACUUCACUGAAAGGCACACAGAAAGAGAAACAAAGUAGGACCUACGAUCAGAGGUCAAGUUCGUCCCUGGAGAAUAAGAAUGGGAAAACAACUAAAGGACAACACAAAGCUAAUUUGCACAAUGGUUUUAUCUCUAUAGAGAGUCAGUCAUCUCCAAGCUUGCUGAAGAGCUCUAGUGUAUCAUCUUUGGAUGGUGGAACAAAGUCUUUUCUCUCACAGGGUGCAAAGACAGUUGUACCUCCAUUGAAUCUGCAAGAUGUGGGUAGCUAUGACAGGAUUCUGACCCUGAUUCGUUCUCAGCGAGACAGUGAUCCGGUGCCAUACCUAUACCUUCCUGAUGAGCUCUUGUUGCUGAUAUUUUCUUUUUUACCGCACAAAGACUUGGUGUCCUGUUUAAGGGUCUCGUGGCAGUUUCAUCGAAUCUCAAUGGAUGAAUCUUUGUGGAAAGUUAUUGUGUUAAAACAGAACAAUAACAUAACAGAUGAAUGGUUGCAUGCAAUUGGCAUGCAUCGUCCAAUGAGUUUGACCAUUUCCCAAUGUCAUGGUGACAAAGUUACAGCCAAAGGCCUCCGAGAUUUGUUCAGGAAUUGUAGUGAUUCCUUAGAGGAGCUGAAUUUCAGUAGAUGUCGUGGGGGUGAAUUGAUUGGUGAGUCUGUACUGCUACAUGUUGUGGCACGAUGCUGUUGGUUGAAGUCUGUUGAUGCGAGCUGGAGUAACGUCAGUGAUAAUGGAGUCCAAGCUCUUGUUGACAAUGUGAAGAGAUUGGAAUGUCUUUGUUUGAAUGGCUGUCAAGCUGUCAGUGAUCAAUCUAUCAAGUGCGUGGCAAACAAACAUGGCAAAACGCUGAGGAUCUUUGAAGUGUUUGGUUGCUUUAACAUCACUCCAGCCGGAAUACGAAUUCUUGGUCAGACCUGCAGACAGCUUCAAACUCUGAACAUUGGACAGUGUUACAAGAUCACUGACUCAGCCAUUGGUUCCUUAGUAUCUAAUCUCCAAGAGCUGGAGAAUCUUGAUCUGCGAGGAUGCAAGCAGGUUCGUGAUUCAGCUGUCAAAAAGAUCGUGCGUCACUGUCCACUUGUCACUACUCUUGCGCUCGCUAACUGUCCUCUGAUCACGGAUGUGUCUUUAGCAGAAAUUGCCAACAAUCUUCCAAGAAUAAGGUCUCUGGAUAUAUGCGGCUGUUCUAAUGUGAGUGAUAAUGGUAUCUGUACACUGUCCAAAAGCUGCCAUAGACUGGAAUUGUUAGACCUGACGUCUACUGGAGUUGGUCACAAGAGCGUCUUGUCUCUUGCUAACUACUGUAGUCAGAGUUUGUGUAAUUUGAAGCUAAGUUUCUGUACAGACAUUUCUGAAAACACGGUGGUUCAUCUCGCUAAACGCUGCAAAAGGCUAACCACACUUCACUUGUAUGGCUGCAAGCGGAUACGUAACACAUCUGACCUCAGAUUACUCAACCCCUCGCUCACUAUCGAGUGUUAGCUUGUUUGUAAUCCAGUGACACUGUACAUUAUUUCUUAGGGGUAGGGUGGGGAGGAUCGAUACGUCGAUGCGUGACUAUGUCACAUAUGUCACACAAUCUUUGCUGAUGCUUGAAACAUUGCGUUCAUUUGACUGUAUUUCGAUGUUAUUUUUGUAUUUUUUUGUAAACCAUCCCCUGCUUGGAAAACGUGGAGAACUGAAAAUUGUGCCUGAUCACAGGGAAUCCUUCAUCUCCACGGCUUGCAAGUAAUAAUUUUGUUGCUCCGUUAUUUCAAAGCGUUGUUGAUAGGUUUUGUAUAUAAAAGGCCAAAAAUAUUUUAAUGUAGCAAGUGAUUUAAGUAGUCUUAAAAUAAUUAGAUAACUAGAGUAUUAUUUAACUAGAUAAUAUAAUGACUUAUAAGAGUGGUAGGAAAUUCUGUUUCCUUUAUUGGAUUACUAGGAUCACGUGUUUAGCUUAAUGCGCAGGUUCGAUAUCUCUUGGCUGCUUUGAGUAAAUUUCUUGUACCUUAAAGUUUUUUCGGUGUGCGUUGAGAAAAAUGUUUCGUCUGGGAACUGAAAACGCCUGCAGAAAAAUUUCAGCGCAUGUCUGCCGUGUCUGCGCACUGCCCAGAAGGACACCCUCUGGUGUCAUUUUCUGCUCACGUAGACGAGAGAAAAGUGCAGGGCUGAUGCGGAGUAUGUGAUUCACGAUGAGGUAGGGGGUGGAGAAAGGAGGCCUGGAGGGGGAGGGGGCAGGAUUGUGGGAGGGGAUUUCGAAACAAAUGAAUUGUUAAAUAAAGUAAAUGUGGGUAAACUAGAGAUAAUUUUCACACAGCUCUCGUAAUCCUCUCAAGAAUCAAGUGGGGAGCGAGGGCAUAUGGAUGUACAGAAUAGUAAUUAUUUAAAAAAAUGAAACAAGAGUGAGCCGAGAUUGUUCAUUGUGGAUUGGUUUUAAUUUGAGUCUUCUGGAACUGUGCUAGUCGUUAUAUCUUAUUUUUGUCUGAAUGGAUAUUGUGGCGAAAGAAUAUUGUGUUUAUUGAUGUAAAACAUUGCUGUGCUAACAAAUAUUUUUUCAAAUCACUAAUUUCUACUCAUUUCACUCUCGAAUUAAAGGACUUCGCUGUUCUUUCGUCAA